Nanorana parkeri is the source of this 1659-nucleotide messenger RNA. RefSeq names its product bile salt-activated lipase-like. Gene Ontology annotation, biological process: modulation of chemical synaptic transmission; presynaptic membrane assembly; chemical synaptic transmission. Gene Ontology annotation, cellular component: cell surface; postsynaptic specialization membrane; synapse. Gene Ontology annotation, molecular function: neurexin family protein binding; sterol ester esterase activity; signaling receptor activity. The transcript has 11 exons. Lineage: Eukaryota; Metazoa; Chordata; Amphibia; Anura; Dicroglossidae. The record is from RefSeq and is a predicted model, not a curated record. The coding region runs from base 1 to 1659 and encodes 552 amino acids.
AUGGCGCUCAUUGGCGUUUUCUUAGUUUUCGCUGGCGUUCUGGCAGCUGCUCAGGCUGCAACGCUUGGGGUGGUGCAUACAGAAGGAGGAUUCGUAGAAGGGACAAGCAAGAAAAUUGGCCUUUUGAACCCAGUUUAUCUGGACAUUUUCAAGGGGAUCCCAUUUGGUGCUCCUACAAAAAUCCUAGAAAAGCCCGAGAAGCAUCCAGGAUGGUCAGGUACCUUGAAAGCUAAAGAAUACAAUAAACGUUGUAUGCAGGCAACUCUGCUCCAGACUGAUAUCAUGGGAGAUCUGGACUGUCUCUACCUGAAUAUCUGGGUCCCCCAGUCUCGUAAAGCAGUGUCCACAAAGCUCCCCGUUAUGGUCUGGAUUUAUGGUGGAGGCUUUCUGCUUGGAGGUGGACAAGGAGCUAAUUUUCUUGACAAUUAUCUGUAUGAUGGAGAAGAGCUGGCAGUUCGAGGCAAUGUUAUUGUGGUGACAUUUAACUAUCGAUUGGGACCACUGGGAUUUCUGAGCACAGGAGAUGCCAAUGCUCCAGGAAACUACGGUAUGUGGGAUCAGCAUUUUGCCAUUGCAUGGGUAAAGAGGAACAUCGCUGCCUUUGGAGGUGACCCCAGCAACAUCACCAUUUUUGGAGAGUCAGCUGGAGCCGCCAGUGUCUCGCUGCAGACUCUGACUCCAUACAACGUCGGACUGAUCAAACGUGCUAUCAGCCAGAGCGGAGUAGGAAUGUGCCCAUGGGCUAUUCAGAAAGAUCCCCUUGUGUGGGCGGAAAAGAUUGCACAAAAUGUUGGCUGUCCUGUUAACGACACUAAGGCCCUGACCGACUGCCUGAGGAAGACAGAUCCCAAGGCCAUCACUCUAGCCUAUCAGCUGGACUUUGUCAACCUAAAAUACCCCUUGGUACAUUAUCUGGCUUUCAGUCCAGUCAUUGAUGGCGAUUUCAUCCCGGAAGACCCCAGGAAUCUGUUUGACAAUGCUGCUAAUGUGGACUAUAUAGCUGGAGUGAACAACAUGGACGGGCACUUAUUUGCUGGGAUUGACAUGGCAGCCAUAAACAGGCCUUUACAGAAAAUAUAUAAGGAGGAAGUGCAUAAGCUUGUGGAGGGGCUGACUUCUCCUAAAGGAACUUCUGGCCUGGAUGUCGCUUUCGAACUUUACACAGGAAACUGGGGAACAAAUCCAGAUCAGGAGCUCAUGAAGAAGACCGUUGUUGAAUUAGAGACGGAUUACAUCUUCCUGGUCCCAACGCAAGAGGCUCUGGCCCUUCAUUACAUGCAUGCACAGAAUGCCAAAACCUACAGCUACCUGUUCACUCACCCAACUCGCAUGCCUGUUUACCCAAACUGGGUGGGUGCUGAUCAUGCUGAGGACCUGCAGUACAUGUUUGGCAAGCCAUUCAAGAACACCCUCGCUUACAGACCACAAGAUCGUGAUGUCUCUGAGGCCAUGAUGGCUUACUGGACCAACUUUGCUGCAACCGGAGAUCCCAGUAAAGGAAACUCUAAAGUCCCCACACCUUGGCUGAGUUACAAUACUCAGUACGGAAUGUACCUGGAAAUCAACAACAAAAUCAAUAGUAAGUCCAUGAAACAGGACCUGAGGUCUCCUUAUGUCAAGUUUUGGUGCGCCACCUAUCGCAAUUUGCCCAAUGUGUAA